UGUAAAAAUUUGAAACAAUUCUCACAUAAACGAUUUUAAACAGGCAAUAGAAGUCAGCACAAGACGUCACGUGUGAAGUAUAUAAAAUAUUUAUUGUUAAAUACGCACGCAACACACAUAUACAAUUAUUCAUAUAUGUAAUACAUAUCGCUUUAUGAAAAUGAAUCUACCAAUAAUGCUGAUUUCAUCUAACGUGACGCAUGGUUUCGUCUGAGAAAUGAAAACGGACGCGAUCUGUCUUCAGAUAAUAGAAAGCCUCGCGAAAAGCAGAGCUUCUCGCGUAUCCGGUCUGCGUGUCGUCAAAUGUACGAGCGAAAUCGGCUCUCCGCGGGCCGUCGACGACGUAUUGCCGAAAUCGCGUUUGAAUUCCGUGCGCGACGGCGCGCCCGCGAUCGUGCGCGCUCGGCCGUCUCCGGCGCCAUGGUGGGGGAAAGGGGCGGUCGGCCGAACAGAGGUGUCGCAACGGUCUGCGCGUUCGCUGCCAGUCGGGCUGGGUGGUCGGUAACGCGAGUGUGGUGCGUGCGCGCGCGAGCGACAGACGCGAGACAGCCAACGUGCGAGGAGCGUGCCGCGUCGUGUCGCGAGGGAGCUGCGUUGUUGUCAUGGCGUUGGCGUGAGCCGCGGUCGACGUGCGUCCAGCCAGCCAGCCAGCCAGCGGUGUCGAGUCUCAGGAACAUGGCGCGCGAUUCCCGGCGCGCCGACCCGCGACGCGUCGUCGCCGUCGAGAGCGGCGGCGGUGGCGGCGGCGGCGCGGCGGCGGCGAGGCGCAAACUGGUGCUGGUCCUCCUGACGUCCCUCCUGGCGAUCGCCGUACCUGCCGCAUACGCCGAGAAUCAAGGUCCGUCCGCAGACUUUAGCAGGCACACACUGGUGAGACCGCGAGUGUAUCACGGCAGAACGAAAAGGCAGAUCUCGUCAACCAAAGAGAACGACCUCGAGCAUACGGACGUGCUGACGGUGGGUUUCAAUGUGGACGGCGUCGAGCGCGUUCUCGACCUUCGGCUGAACACCGAUUUAAUUCCGGUCGGCUAUCAGCAACUCCACCAGCAUCGCGGCACGUACAAAGUGCACACCCCGUCGAAAGUUGAACUCUGUCAUUACCAAGGUAGCGUUCGAGAUGUUCCUGGCUCGUGGGUGGCGUUAUCCACUUGCAGAGGAUUGCGCGGUGUCAUCUUCGAUGGUGAGAACCUUCAUCACAUCCAUCCGGAAGAUGAGAGCUUGGAUUCCGCGCAUUACCUUUACAAGCACAGCGAUCUCAUUGCCAAUAACACGUGCGGUUACGAAGGCACGCAGCCACACGACGUUCUCCCUCGUGAUCAUCGCGAGAUUAAAAGGUUCUCCAGGCACAAAAGAGCGGCUGAAAUUAUCCGUGGACCCUACAACGCGAACAGGCAGUCGCGUUACGUUGAGCUGGUACUCGUAAUCGACAAGAAGGAAUACACCGCGCUCGACGAGAACCUGGACAAAGUUCAUCAGCACUGCAAGGACAUCGCCAACAUUAUCAACGCUCUGUACAUGCCGUUGAACAUAUUCAUCGCCCUGGUCGGCGUGCAGGUCUGGUCCGAGUCGGACGAGAUAGCGCUCUCGCCGAACGGCGACACCACGCUGUCGAAUUUCCUGCGUUACCGCAGGGAGAAGCUGGUCCAGGAUAUCCCGAACGAUAAUGCCCAGCUGUUGACGCGAAUCACUUUCGACGGCGGCGUAGUCGGCAAGGCUCUCAAGGGACCGAUAUGCACCUACGAAUUCUCCGGUGGCGUCUCCAUGGACCACUCGAACGUCGUUGGCUUGGUCGCAGCCACCGUCGCCCACGAGAUGGGCCACAAUUUUGGCAUGGAGCACGACGGACCGGAUUGCGGCUGUCCUGAGGAGAAAUGUAUAAUGGCGUCGUCCAGCGGCUCGUCCGGACCAACGCACUGGUCCACAUGCUCGUUGGAACACCUUGCUCUCGCUUUCGAGCACGGCAUGGAUUACUGCCUGAGAAAUAAGCCGCAGAAGCUCUUCGACAGUCCCAUAUGCGGUAAUGGAUUCGUCGAGCCGGGCGAGCAAUGCGACUGCGGCCUGAAGGAGAACUGCGACAAUCCCUGCUGCAACGUGACCACCUGUAUGCUGCACAGCAAUGCGAGCUGCGCGACCGGCGAGUGCUGCGACCUGAAGACCUGCCGGCCGAAGACCGCAGGCACGGAGUGCCGAAGUGCUGAACACGAGUGCGAUCUGCCGGAGUAUUGCACCGGCCAGAGCGAGUAUUGUCCGGCGGAUGUGUUUAAGAUGGACGGCGAGACCUGCAGCGUGGGCAAAGCCUUCUGCUAUCAAGGCUCGUGUAGGACUCACGACGAUCAGUGCAAACUGCUGUGGGGCCCCACCGGUUGGUCCUCUGACGCGCAAUGCUACGAGAUGAACAACAGGGGCAACAAAAACGGUAAUUGCGGCUACAAUCGCAUCGAGCCGAGUUUCAUCAAGUGUAACGACGAAAAUCUCCUCUGCGGCAUGCUGCACUGCAAACACUUGAACGAACGGCUAGAAUUUGGUAUGGAAUCGGUCGCCACCCUAAGCCAUUCGUUCAUCAAUAACGGCGGCAAGAUAAUUCCAUGUCGUUCGGCCAUAGUCGAUCUCGGAUUGAGUCAGGUUGACCCUGGUCUCGCACCGGACGGCGCCAAGUGUGCACCCGGAAAGAUGUGUGUAAAUCAGAAGUGUAUGUCAGUAGCGGAUCUAAGAGCGUCCGUGUCUGGCGGUAAAGCUUGCCCGAAUAAUUGCAACGGUAACGGAGUGUGUAAUAGUCUUGGUCAUUGUCAUUGUAAUCGUGGCUUUCGACCACCUGACUGCCUUCAGCCUGGAGUUGGCGGCUCCGAGGACAGCGGUCCAGCCGAUGAUCCUAACGCGAGAAACGAUUUCAUAACUGCCCUUUACGUUAUCUUCCUGGGAGUGGUGCCCGCCGUGGCUCUGCUCCUAUUCGGCGUUUGGUACGUCAGGAACUCCGGACAGCACUGGAAAAAGGAUGUGAUGUCUACGACCGAUCGCAGCCACAAUGGAUUGCUAAUCAAAACGAUCGAUCGUUCCAGUCCCAUGUCCCGUAACAUCGAGACGAUCGAUUCUAGUCUGAGUCAGGAUCCCGCGUGCGUGAGUCUACUGCCUAAGGCAGAGGCCGACGAGCGCUACAACAACAAUAUGUUCGGCCAGUUUAAAGGCUUCACGAUCACGCCGAUCCACUCGAAUCAGUCGAAAUUGGCCGAGCCGACGAAACCGGCUCCACCUCCGCCGGGAUGGAUACCCACCGUGGCGAUAAAGACGAACGUAGUUAAGCCGAGCGUGCAAAAGUGCAAUGUGCCGCAAAAGAGCAAUCUGUCGAGUUCCAGCGAGCCAAGCUCGGUCGCGCCGGCAUUACCGCCGCUGAAUCCCGGUUCUACGGCACGACCGUUGAUCAGCAGUCCCGUCCUGGCGGCCACGACUUGCACGUCCGUCGAAUUGGUGACCAAGGUACCCACCAGACCUGCCCCGGAUGUGCCUACGCGUCCAGCCCCGCCACCGCCGAUCACUUCUGCGCCUUCCGCGAAGCCGCAGAGGCCCAACAGCACGCCCCUGACAAACGUGAUCCUGCCAGAACCCGAGAGGAAGCCGGACAAGGGCAGCACGCUCAAUCGUAUCGCGUCGAUGUUGCGCCCUGGCUCCAGCAUCAUGAGAAGCAAUUCCCAGAGCUCACAGAGGGACGACAAGAACACGAAUUCUCUCCCGAGGAGUCAGCAUCACAAGGCUAACAAGGUCAUCGACAAGGAGAUCCUGAGGAACCUCGAGAUCUCCAAUCCGAUACCGCAGACGCAGAUCGAGAUCACGACCCCGGUCAUCCCGGUGAUAUCAGUGGCCGAAGUUGAACGGAAAAACGUGGUCCUGCGCGCUCAGUCGAUGAGAGACAGCAAAAUUACGAGACCGCUUGUCCACACGUUUGGCUCGAUGCGCCAGACGACGCCCGCCAAGAGGCCCACCAGUAUUCCGGCCAGCACGAGGCCCACGUCGCCACCUCCGGGCCCGCCGAGUAUCGCGCAGACGGAAAGGGCCGCCGAAAGCGCGAUAAAGAUCCCGGGGCUGCCGGGCUAUCAGAAUCCGCCAGUGAAAACCGUCCCGAAGCCGCUGGAGAACACCUAUGACGACUGCAUGAACUUGAUCGCGGAGUCGUCCCUGACGAAGAUCACCGAGGAAUCGCCCACGAACGAUAAUAUCUACGCGGUGAUAGAGGAACCCGUGCCUGAGAAGAACAGAAAAAACGCGGAAUUGGAGAUAACGGCGGCUGAUAACGAGUAUAAACUGCCGAAACGCAUCGACACGAUGUCCGGUGGUCCCAACAGCCUCGAAUCGAUGGGCUUACUGUCGGAGAUCGUGUCGGAGAUAUCGAAUCGUAAUUUCGACUCCAUAUAUUCCACCUCGACGCUGACCAGAAAGAAGAAGGAGAACAACAGGGAAGACGCGACGAAGAAUUUGGAGAAUAUAGGCUCGAACAACUCCCUCGGUGGCUACAUGAAUUCGAGCCACUACAAGAUACCCGGUGGUAUUUAUUCAAACUCGGCUUCCGGCAAAUUUAACUCGUCGAGCUCCACCACCAGCUCCGGCUACCUUCAUCCAUCCGUGAUAAACGUUCCGCAAAUGGAAAGGAAAGAGGCGAACAAAAGUAUUUCGGACGCGAACGACAAUUUGAAGCCGGUCGACAAGAGUAAUGUAAACACCCUCGCGUCCAAUAAUCCUAAUAUAAACGACGAGCUGUCGAAAGAGCUCGGCAUGAAGCCGCCUGAGAACCACCCUAUAGGAUACAAACCGUUCGCUUCGACGAAAACUCGACCGUCUCAUUUGAUACAUAUCAAGAAGGACGACCAAGCUGAGAGCAAGAUUCCGGCCAAGCCGCCGUUCAACAGGACUAAGACGCCCCCGAACAUCGCGAGGAGCCCGACUUGCAAAGAUACCCCCGAGUCGGGCGUGAAACUCGCGAGACAAAGUUCAGAUAAUACGUUAAAAUCCUUGAAAUCCUCGAAAACUUCCGACGCGAGUUCGACAACGGCGAAACAGAGCUCGGAUGCAAGUCCAACCGCGAGACAGACGCAACUAAACGCAAGCGAGUCGAGUAGCGACUUAGAUAAGGAGGAAUCACACACAGCCGUAUCUGUCAAAAAUGUGCCUUGUAGUCCUAAGGAUAGCCUGGGGAAGUUCAAUAGCCCGGAUCUGGUCUCGAGCUGCUCGAAUUCGAAUCAGGGUGGAACGAAGUCGCCGGACGUCGUGGGCAGCAACCCCAAGUUCAGUCUGCCGCUGAAGACCGUUCAGAAGACACCCACACUGCCGAGGGGCGGCCAGAAGACGCCCACAACGCCGUUGAAACCGCUAAACGUUACAUCGAAAGCGGCCAGUUUCUCGGAGAGGAAGAAGUCUCCGACUGGCAGCGCGAGCGUGCCGGCCAAGUCGCUGUCACCAACCGCCAAGGAGGCGAACAACGGUGGCGCCAAACCGUCGCAUUUGACGCCGAAGGUGGUGUCGGCUAAGGCGGAACCGAAAACCGGGGACGGAGGUGUGGCAACGAGGACGAAUCCACUGCAAAGAGUGGCGAGCGGUAAAUCCAACGUGGCGUCGCUUCAGCAAAAGUUCGAGGCCAACAAGAGCAACUCUGGUGUCGCGAGAACAAUGCCGAGUGCGAACGGUAAGAAGUUGGUGGCGCGGAUGACGGAAGUCGGUGGCAGCGGAGCGAGGAAAUGAACGGUCAUCCGGAAGAGGUGCUCUGGCACUCCUGCCUGACGCUCGGACGUGCUCGACGGGAUUGAAAAAGCGUUUAGGGAUCACGGCCAGGGAAAUCUAUACUUGAAACAUUCUAGUCCAUCACACUGAAUCGUUCUCGAUGGAGGAUGCGCGAUAUAUUGUAAAACGGAUAUACGCGUUCAUGGUAAACGAAUACAUCGCGAGCAUGCACGAGUAUAAACGUAGAUAACGCGCGAGGGCGAUAUCUCUCGGUAACUUCUUAUUUAAGAAUUCUUAAACGGAAGUUUAAAAAAAAAGAAUAGUACAAGGAUCGAGUCUUUUCCUCUAAGAUUCAUAAAAUCGCUAAUUUUACAAUGUAUUUCUCGAUUAAGAUAGGGUCGCGUGCGGCCGCAUGAGAGACGCGAUAUUGAAAACAAUUGUAAAUAGUGCCCGCACUUGAAAAUUCUCAUAUUUUUUGUAGAGACUAUCCAUUGCCGGCGUUCAGGCGUACCUAUGUAAGCCAAUAAUUACCGUAAUAUUUAACUUAAGGCGUUUUAUAAGCGACAUUGCGAGGUAAGCGACAGCGUUAUUUUCGAAACCAUCGCUUGAAACUGAAAUGGGACGUGUACGGAAUUAAUUGACCUCUGUGAUAUAUGUAUAUGUAUAAAGAAAUAUUGUGCACAGAAACACUAUUAUGCCACAUUGUUACGGCUAGCAGAUUUUAGACGCGACCAAAUUAUUUUAUAUCAUAACUACAUACAUAAAUCGUACUGACAAAAAUGCGCCGUUAAGUUUUCUAAAAAGGAAAAAGCCAUCGGAAAUCGCAGUCAUAUCCGACGCAGCUCCGUUAACAGAGGGAGGGAGCAGGGUCCCUUUUCUUUCCAAAGAUUAAAUAUUUAUGAGAGAGAUCAAGAUGCAAGACCUUGUACCUUCGCGGAUCCCGUGGGAAUCAAAAUGGAAAUGCUAUUUAGUUAGGAGAGUCUAGAUGUUAGCGCACGCGCUAGUAACGUAACACUGCGAAUCGAGCGAAGGUGAUAUCCUCCCGCCAGGCGAGGAAAUAUCUCGCCUCGGUCGCGCGCAGCGUCGCGCAAUCUAUUACUUUCUCAUUGUCCUUCGCGUAAAUCAGUAACAGAGGCUUGCUUCGUCUAGACACAAAGACUAAAACUAUUUAUUUGACUGAUACCCGUUGUAAAUAUACUACGUUCGUAAGAUAUAGGCGUAUAGAGCUGAGGUUUUUGUACCAUGUACCUUUGCGCCGAGAAUAAGUUACGUAAGUUACCCCUACACGCGCAUUAUACACGUACGAUCGCGAGGAAGAGGGACGAGCAGCUUCUUGAACGUCGAGUCCAUCGUUGAGGUGUGAAAUCGAGGAAAGCUUUUAUUGAACUGAUGAACCGGCCGAGCUGCGUUCGUGCAUUUACUGUCCCCUCUUUCUUUUUCUACCCUUCCGCGCAGCGAAUUCCCCCGUACGAAUCCAGUCGGCACCUAUGAUUCGUAGCGUUAUCCAGUUUGUAAUAGUUCCUACAUGCGGAGCGUCCAGAAAUCAUCCCACCACAGAGUUUCAAUAAAGAGGUUCAAUAAA
Vollenhovia emeryi is the source of this 7285-nucleotide messenger RNA. RefSeq lists its product as uncharacterized. The record is from RefSeq and is a predicted model, not a curated record. The coding region runs from base 304 to 5724 and encodes 1806 amino acids. The transcript is spliced from 13 exons. Gene Ontology annotation, biological process: membrane protein ectodomain proteolysis. Gene Ontology annotation, molecular function: metalloendopeptidase activity. Lineage: Eukaryota; Metazoa; Arthropoda; Insecta; Hymenoptera; Formicidae.